AGCUGCACCAGUUAGCGUUACCCUCAGGCUUGAUCCUAAAUUCUCCUGUGCGCCCUAUAACAAAGUCUACUACUUAUAGUGUAAUAUUAUGACUUAUAAUGACUCCCUAUGUAGCGCACUUGAUCUACAAAACCGGGAUAUUCUGGAUGGAACCUCACACUGGAGUCGCUGUAUGGUGUAUAACAAGUUAGUUAAGCUAGCUAGUUUCGUUGUCUUGGUUACCGUCAACAACAUUAGCAGAAAUCACAUUGCGCUGUGUAAGAUGCCCCGCUUUCUAAUAUAACCUGAAUGCAUGGGCUCGGCUUUUGCAAGGCAGCAAGAACCAUCUGUAGGACUUUCCGUCUGUGCCAGACACCAGGCACACGUCCACUCCAGCAGUGCCGCCGCCCUCUGAUCCACGCUUGGAGCUUUGCCUUGAUAGACAGACAACCAUCGAGAGACUUUGGUCUCACGUCUCCGUCUUUCCUUGCCGUCUCACGUGCCUUGUGGAAGGACGACUGGUCGACCAUGGCGGAGCAGAGAUUCUGCGUGGAGUACGCCAAGCGUGGCCAGGCAGGCUGCAAGAAAUGCAAGGAGAAGAUCAUGAAGGGGCUGGUGCGCAUCGGGAAGGUCGUGCCCAACCCGUUCAGCGAGUCUGCCGGAGAAAUGAAGGAGUGGUAUCACGUAAAGUGCAUCUUCGAGAAGCUGGAGCGUGCUAGGGCCACCACUAAGAAGAUCGAGGACAUUACUGACCUGGAGGGCUGGGAGGAAUUGCAGGAUGAGGAAAAAGAUCUGAUCAAUAAGCUGGUUGCAGAUCUGGCCGCCAAGGCUAACGCAAGUCCAAAGAAGAAGGUGCAAGCCAAGUUAAACACGAGCGGGCAGGUAUCGGCUCCUCUUGCUGAUCCGACAGUGAACGCGCCGCGCAAGUUUUCCGGAUUCACAGCAACAAAGGCAGGUUCAUCCUCAUCAAGUCCUGGUCCGUCUCCUGCCAAAGCCUCACAGGGCAGCGUUCUGUCCGCUCAGUUUUGUCAGCCGGACCAUAAGGACUGUCUGUUCCGCGAGUUCCGCAAGCUCUGCGGCAUGGUGUCCGAGAAAUCCAGCUACAACACGAAGACCGAGAUCAUCAAAGACUUCCUAAAGAAGGGUACUGGUGGAGACAAGUUUAAAGGCGAUCUCUACCUGACGGUGAAGCUGCUCCUCCCGGGCGUAGUGAAAAGCGUGUACAACCUCAACGACAAACAAAUCGUCAAACUCUUCGGCCGCAUCCUGAACUGCAACCAGGACGAGAUGGUGCGAGACUUAGAAAAGGGAGACGUCUCGGAGACGGUGCGAAUGUUUUUCGAUGCCAGCAAGUCAUUUCCUCCUUCGAGCAAGAGUCUGCUGACCAUCCAGGAAGUGGACGCUUCUCUAACCCGCUUGGCUAAGCUCACUAAAGAAGAUGAACAGCAGGCAGAACUGGAAGCCAUCGCGAAAAAAUGCACGGGGAACGACUUGAAGUGUUACAUCCGUCUAGUGAAACAUGACCUGAAGAUUAAUUCUGGUGCCAAACACGUCCUGGACGCUCUAGACCCGAACGCCUACGAUGCCUUCAAAGCCUCUCGAAACCUCGGAGACGUGGUCGACAGAGUCCUGCGUAACCAGGAGGAGGCAUCUAAUGGUGGAGGCCCGAGGAAGCUCUUGAGUAUCGAAGCCACGCUUAUGACCCCAGUGCAGCCCAUGCUGGCAGAAGCCUGCAAGUCCAUCGAGCACGCCAUGAAGAAAUGCCCCAACGGAAUGUACUCGGAGAUCAAGUACGACGGCGAGCGUGUGCAAGUGCACAAGAACGGAGAUCAUUUCAGCUACUUCAGCCGCAGCCUCAAACCCGUGCUGCCUCACAAGGUGGCCCAUUUUAAAGAGUUUAUACCUCGAGCUUUUGCUGGAGGCGACAGCAUGAUUCUAGACGCUGAAGUUCUCCUGAUCGAUACCAGGACCAGUAAACCUCUGCCGUUCGGGACGUUAGGCGUUCACAAAAAAGCCGCGUUUCAAGACGCACAAGUGUGCCUGUUUGUUUUCGACUGCAUUUAUUUUAACGGCGUCAGUCUCAUGGACAAGCCGCUCUGCGAGAGAAGAAAAUUUCUUCACGACAACAUGGUGGAAGUCCCGAACAGGAUUCUGUUCUCCGAGAUGAAGCACGUCACGAGAGCUGCUGACCUGGCUGAAAUGAUCACGCGGGUCAUCAGAGAGGGACUGGAGGGACUCGUCCUGAAAGACAUCAAGGGGGCGUAUGAACCUGGGAAACGCCACUGGCUGAAGGUGAAGAAAGACUACCUGAAUGAAGGAGCCAUGGCUGACACGGCAGAUUUGGUGGUUUUGGGGGCGUUUUAUGGAACCGGCUCAAAGGGCGGAAUUAUGUCCAGUUUCCUCAUGGGCUGCUACGAUCCCGACUCGAAGAAAUGGUGCACGGUAACGAAAUGCUCUGGAGGCUACGACGACGCCACGCUAGCCAGACUGCAAAAGGAGCUGGACGUCAUUAAAAUCGGCAAGGAUCCCAGCAAAAUCCCACCCUGGCUAAAAAUAGUGAAGAAUUAUUAUCCCGAUUUUCUCAUCCGAGAUCCUGAGAAAGCUCCGGUGUGGGAGAUCACAGGAGCCGAGUUCUCCAAGUCGGAAAUGCACACGGCCGACGGCAUCUCCAUCCGUUUUCCGCGAUGCACUCGGAUGCGCGACGAUAAGGACUGGAAGACGGCCACCAACCUUCCCCAGCUCAAGGAACUUUACCGCAUCUCGAAGGAGAGGUGUGACUUUGAGGUGACAGCAGGACCGUCUACAAGCAGCAAAAACGACAAGGACUCGUCAGGAGGAGACAGCGGAGGCAGCUCACCGUCCACCUCCAGUGGAGCAGCAAGCUCGACUACAGCCAAAAACGGUCACACCCCAAAGCCGAAGCCGACGAAACCUGCAACUCCUGCCAAGAGGAAGCUGCCUGCAGAGCAACACACCGCAAAGAAGAUUAAAGUCGAAACAGUUCACAGCAAUGGCCAAAGCAAAGCAAAAGCCUCUCCAGCAAAAGCCUCUCCAGCAAAAGCCUCUCCAGCAAAAGCCUCUCCAGCAAAAGCCUCUCCAGCAAAAGCAGCUGACCCACAGUCUGAAAAGACUCUGCUGAACAUCUUCACCGGAGUAAAGCUGUACCUCCCGGAUUCGGUACAAGAGUUCCACAAGCUGCGGCGCUACUUCGUGGCGUACGACGGCGACCUCGUUCCCGAUUACGACGCUGCCUCCGCGACACACACGCUAGCCGAACCAGAGGAGAGCUGCCAGGCCCAGAAAGUCAGCUCCAACUGGAUCUGGCAGUGCAUCAGGAAAAGAAGAGUGGUUCCCGCUUGCUGAAAAGACACGGCCGUUCUGAUCGGAACGAAUAAAAACAAAGUGGCCUUCAGAUCUCCAGGCAAUUGUUGACCAUAAACACAGCGCGUGUUCCUGUUCAUUCAGGACAAACUUCAUGAACUUUCCUAUGGUUUGGAUUCUCAAUAGCUUUCCACUAUUUCCAAAUAGGAUCAGUUUUAUGUUAGUUUUUUUAACAUGUGCGGCAGAAGCCAUCGCUGUUCUCCAUUUGUACAUAUAAUCCUGUCUGAUAGAUAGAUAGACAGAUAGAUAGAUAGAUAGAUAGAUAGAUAGAUAGAUAGACAGAUAGAUAGAUAGACAGAUAGAUAGAUAGACAGAUAGAUAGAUAGAU
Hemibagrus wyckioides is the source of this 3688-nucleotide messenger RNA. It is a transcript of the gene lig3, whose product is annotated as ligase III, DNA, ATP-dependent. The record is from RefSeq and is a predicted model, not a curated record. NCBI's taxonomy places the organism in Eukaryota, Metazoa, Chordata, Actinopteri, Siluriformes, Bagridae. Gene Ontology annotation, cellular component: DNA ligase III-XRCC1 complex. The transcript is spliced from 21 exons. Gene Ontology annotation, molecular function: DNA binding; ATP binding; zinc ion binding. Gene Ontology annotation, biological process: DNA biosynthetic process; double-strand break repair via alternative nonhomologous end joining; DNA recombination. Bases 289 to 3342 code for a protein of 1017 amino acids.